AUGCGAGUCAUUGCGUGCCUGUUCUGGCUGCAAUGCGUACUAGUAUACGCCAACGUCGAGAAGAUCAUCUUCCUUGCACCCUCUGCUGAACCUCCCCCAGCUGACGCCAGCAUCGACAACCUGCUGUUAGCACCUCUCUCUGAACAAUUUUCCAGCGUGCGCACGCAGGUCAACGCGAGCUUUCCAACCCCAGAUUCGCCCAAAGGCACCGAGAAUUGGUUUCUCCUCGAGGGCCUAGUUCCAGGCCGACGGUACGAAGUCCGCAUCUGCUGGUUGGCCACACAACCCACUUCCUUCUGGCUCUACACAUACAAGGUGGCGGAGGUUUUUGAGGACCCGGCCCUUUUGACCUCUCUGAGUGCAUAUGCCUAUGCUCGCCACGAACAACUCUGGGCGGAAGACAUCCAACGACUGCAGUCGCGGAAGGUCGACCGCAAUCUUGGGAGCACAGAGUCCACAUUUCUUUUCUUACAGGUCUUUGCUGCCGCAGACUAUUUUAGUCUCAAUCGGACGUUGAUGGACUCUGUGCCCCCUGUAGCGGUGGAUGUCAUCUUGGACCCUUGUUUGCUCAAUAUCCUGCCAAAGUCGUUACUUCCCACGGGGUUAUACCUGCUAGUCAUCGCAUGUGUGGCGUGGUUCGUUUCAGGCCGAGUGGUCCGCUUCAUCAGCAGUUUUAAUGCGACGGCGCAUGAAACAGCCAUUUCGAAGAAAUCAGACUAG
Messenger RNA from Exophiala dermatitidis NIH/UT8656, 720 nucleotides. RefSeq lists its product as uncharacterized. Gene Ontology annotation, biological process: GPI anchor biosynthetic process. Gene Ontology annotation, cellular component: endoplasmic reticulum membrane; mannosyltransferase complex. The coding region runs from base 1 to 720 and encodes 239 amino acids. The record is from RefSeq and is a predicted model, not a curated record. The transcript has 2 exons. Gene Ontology annotation, molecular function: mannosyltransferase activity. Lineage: Eukaryota; Fungi; Ascomycota; Eurotiomycetes; Chaetothyriales; Herpotrichiellaceae.